Leguminivora glycinivorella is the source of this 1493-nucleotide messenger RNA. Its product is annotated as BTB/POZ domain-containing protein At4g08455-like. Gene Ontology annotation, molecular function: protein binding. NCBI's taxonomy places the organism in Eukaryota, Metazoa, Arthropoda, Insecta, Lepidoptera, Tortricidae. The record is from RefSeq and is a predicted model, not a curated record. The transcript is spliced from 4 exons. Bases 173 to 1024 code for a protein of 283 amino acids.
GAUUUCCUUCCAUUUUUUUGUUUUCUUUCUUCCGUACCAGAUUAUAUUCUCUUUGUUCCGUACCGUACCUUUCCGUAGUCCGUACUUCUGUUCUUACAACUUAGCUUUGAGUUUGUUUAGAAGUGAGUUAUAAGAAUCUCAUUCCAUUGCUUUUCCAUUUACGCCCAGGAUAAUGUCUAUAACAGUACGUGACAGAAGGCGGUAUGAAGGAGAUGGUCUUCAAAUAUCGUUUUAUGUUUUGUGCUUUGGAAUGGAUAAUCAAACGCAGACUGAUUAUAGUGGAAUAACAGUUAAUAAUCUGGCAAAGGUGUGGUUUCGCUUCAUACAAAACCGUGCACAUAAUGGUGACAGCAUUGACAUUCUAUAUAGUGCAGCAAAAAUCCCUGAAGACUGUAAUGUCAAAAUAAAAGUUCAUAAUAGUGAAAAACAGAUUUAUUCUAACAAAUCAAAUUGGGAAAUCAUUGACUAUCAAUGGAGUAUUAUAUGUAGCACUGGAAAUGUAUUCCAUAUUGAUGUCACUAUAAAUGCGUUUAAGUGUGAGCCCACAAUUUACAAGAAGCUAUGCGAGGACACUGAUUUUACUGACUUCCGACUAACCACUUCGGAUGGGAGUGUGCCUGUCCACAAGGCAUACCUUGCUGCUCUCAGCGACGUUUUCAAAGCAAUGCUUUGUCGAGAAUGGAAGGAAACAGAUGAAGGCUGUAUAAAGUUGCCAGGAGUUUCACUUCAGACCCUACAGCACUUGAAAGACUACAUGUAUAUGGGCACUCUGCCCACUGAAGAUCUUCUUCCAUUACUAUCAAUCGCGUCAUGCUACAUGAUUGAAGAUCUUAAAAAUGAAUGCAUGAAAAAGCUCACUCAGACUAUUAAACCUGAAAACAUAUAUGAGUUCUUGAAAUACUCAAUUGAAAAUGACAUUCCUGAAUUGACAUUUGCUAUAAUGAAGGCAACUCCGGACAGUGUUCUUGACAACGCUGAAAAAAAAAUAUUGGAGGAACGGAGCAAGGAAAUAAAAGAGGAAUAAUUUGUGUUAAUUUGAUUAGGUGAUCUUAUUGUAGAGGAGAUAAUAUUUCUUUUAUAUUAAAAAUUACUAAAAUUGGUGUUAAAACUAUAUUUUUAGAAACCAUUUAUAUUUUGUUCACUUUUAUUGCCGAUUAAUGGUAAGUAAUUUUAGGAAUAACUUGUACUAAUUUGAAAAGAUGACCUAAUUGUAGAAGAGGUAAUCUAUGUUUUAGAUUAAAAAAUAGUAUUUAAACUAUAUUUGUUAGGUAACAUUAAAUUUGUGUUUUUGCAUUUAUAUUACUAAUUCAUUUUAGGAAUAAUUUGUACUAAUUUUAAAAGAUGACCUAAUUGCAGAAGAUAUAAUAUUUCUUUUAGAUUAAAAAUUAGUAUUAAAACUAUAUUUCUUAAAGUAACUGUAUGUUUGCACUUUCUUUAAUUGCAAAUCAAGUAAUUCAUAUUAUUUUUCAUUCAUUUAUUUUUAACUAAGUAGU